AUGAAGGGAGACACCAGACAACUCAACGGAGAGGAGGACGCCAGCAGGAGGGAAGACUCCAUCCUCACCAAUGGGGGCUGCAGCGACCAGUCUUCUGACUCCAAGGAUGCGCCCUCGCCCCCGAUCCUGGAGGCUAUCAGCACCCCUGAGAUCCGAGGCCGCAGAUCAAGCUCACGACUGUCCAAGAGGGAGGUCUCCAGCCUGCUAAGUUAUACUCAGGACCUGACGGGUGAUGGAGAUGGCGAGGGAGAAGACGGGGAUGGCUCCGACACUCCAGUGAUGCCAAAGCUCUUCCGGGAAACCAGGACUCGGCCUGAAAGCCCAGCUGUCCGAACCCGAAAUAACAGCAGUACCUCCAGCCGGGAGAGGCACAGGCCCUCCCCACGUUCCACCCGAGGCCGGCAGGGCCGCAACCACGUGGACGAGUCCCCCGUGGAGUUCUCAACUACCAGGUCCCUGAGGCGACGGACGGGAUCCUCUGCGGGCACGCCGUGGCCGUCCCCUGCCAGCCCCUACCUCACCAUCGACCUGACAGACGAGGAUGUGGUUCCGCAGAGCAGCAGUACACCCUACGCCCGCCUGGCCCAGGACAGCCAGCAGGAGAGCGUGGAGACCUCGCAGGUGGACGCAGAGGGCAGAGACGCAGACAGCACUGAGUAUCAGGAUGGGAAAGAGUUUGGAAUAGGAGAUCUUGUAUGGGGAAAGAUCAAGGGUUUCUCCUGGUGGCCUGCCAUGGUGGUGUCCUGGAAGGCCACCUCCAAGCGGCAGGCAAUGUCUGGCAUGCGGUGGGUCCAGUGGUUUGGUGAUGGCAAGUUCUCUGAGAUUCCAGCAGAUAAGUUGGUGGCAUUGGGAUUGUUCAGCCAGCACUUUAACCUGGCGACCUUCAAUAAGCUGGUCUCUUACAGGAAGGCCAUGUACCAUGCUCUGGAGAAAGCCAGAAUCCGGGCUGGCAAGACAUUCACCAGCAGCCCUGGAGACUCACUGGAGGAUCAGCUGAAGCCCAUGUUGGAGUGGGCCCAUGGAGGCUUUAAGCCCACUGGGGUCGAGGGUCUCAAACCCAACAACAAGCAACCAGAGAAUAAAACGCGGAGACGCACAGCUGACGACUCGGCCACCUCUGACUACUGCCCCCCACCCAAGCGCCUCAAGACAAAUUGUUAUAACAACGGCAAAGACCGAGGAGAGGAGGACCAGAGUCGAGAACAAAUGGCUUCGGAUGUUGCCAGCAACAAAAGCAACUUGGAAGAUAGCUGUUUGUCCUGUGGUAGGAAAAACCCCGUGUCCUUCCAUCCUCUCUUUGAGGGUGGGCUCUGCCAGACAUGCCGGGACCGCUUCCUUGAGCUCUUCUACAUGUAUGAUGACGACGGCUACCAGUCCUACUGCACCGUGUGCUGCGAGGGCCGCGAGCUACUCCUAUGCAGCAACACUAGCUGCUGCCGGUGCUUCUGUGUGGAGUGCCUGGAGGUGCUGGUGGGCGCGGGCACAGCGGCGGAGGCCAAGCUGCAGGAGCCCUGGAGUUGCUACAUGUGUCUCCCGCAGCGUUGCCAUGGCAUCCUGCGGCGCCGCAAGGACUGGAGUGUGCGUCUGCAGGCCUUCUUCACCAGCGACCCUGGGCUCGAAUACGAAGCCCCCAAGUUAUACCCUGCAAUUCCUGCAAACCGAAGGCGGCCUAUUCGAGUCUUGUCACUGUUUGAUGGAAUUGCAACAGGGUACUUGGUCCUCAAAGAACUGGGCAUCAAAGUGGAGAAAUACGUGGCCUCUGAAGUGUGUGAAGAGUCCAUUGCCGUUGGCACCGUUAAGCAUGAGGGCAACAUCAAAUAUGUGAAUGACGUCAGGAACAUCACAAAGAAAAACAUUGAAGAAUGGGGCCCAUUUGACUUGGUGAUUGGUGGAAGCCCAUGCAAUGAUCUUUCCAAUGUGAACCCUGCCAGGAAAGGCCUGUAUGAGGGCACAGGCCGCCUCUUCUUUGAGUUCUACCACCUGCUGAAUUACACGCGCCCCAAGGAGGGUGAAGACCGGCCUUUCUUCUGGAUGUUUGAGAACGUGGUGGCCAUGAAGGUUGGCGACAAGCGGGACAUCUCUCGGUUUUUGGAGUGUAACCCAGUGAUGAUUGAUGCCAUCAAAGUGUCUGCUGCUCACAGAGCCCGAUACUUCUGGGGCAACCUGCCCGGGAUGAACAGGCCUGUGAUAGCAUCCAAGAAUGAUAAACUCGAGCUGCAGGACUGCCUGGAGUUCAAUAGGACAGCAAAGUUAAAGAAAGUACAGACAAUAACCACCAAGUCGAACUCGAUCAGACAGGGGAAAAACCAACUUUUCCCUGUUGUCAUGAAUGGCAAAGAAGAUGUUUUGUGGUGCACUGAGCUAGAAAGGAUCUUCGGCUUCCCUGUGCACUACACGGACGUCUCCAACAUGGGCCGCGUGGCCCGGCAGAAGCUGCUGGGGAGGUCCUGGAGCGUGCCCGUCAUCCGACACCUCUUCGCGCCCCUGAAGGACUACUUUGCCUGUGAAUAG
Rangifer tarandus platyrhynchus (Svalbard reindeer) is the source of this 2511-nucleotide messenger RNA. NCBI's taxonomy places the organism in Eukaryota, Metazoa, Chordata, Mammalia, Artiodactyla, Cervidae. The record is from the annotation of a GenBank genome assembly.